Myripristis murdjan (pinecone soldierfish) is the source of this 4740-nucleotide messenger RNA. It is a transcript of the gene eeig1b, whose product is annotated as estrogen-induced osteoclastogenesis regulator 1b. Lineage: Eukaryota; Metazoa; Chordata; Actinopteri; Holocentriformes; Holocentridae. The transcript has 12 exons. Bases 356 to 1534 code for a protein of 392 amino acids. The record is from RefSeq and is a predicted model, not a curated record.
CAGGGAGCCGCCGUGGCUCCGCCGUCUGUACCGCCGCGAUACUGAGCGGGGAAAAGUUGGCACAAACGCCUGGAGCUGCUCAGAUCCGACACUUAUCUAACCUGGAGUCACCUCUGUGGCGGUGCCCAGCCGUCUGCCUGCCAGCCGCUGAAAGCCGCUCCGGACCAGCGACAAGGUUUAAACCAUUAUUCAGAGAUGAUUAGCCAAGUGGCAAAGAAGGAUUUUCAACCUCCACUCAAAAGCAAGAUAGAUAUAUUUUUUCUCUUCAUUCAUCAUUGUUGAUCCAGAUUUGCUCCGUCUGCACACACCAGCAACAAACAAAUCCUCCUGUGAAGACAUUAGAAGCACUCCACCAAUGGCUUUUUUAAUGAAAAAGAAGAAGUUCAAGUUUCAAAUCCAUUUCACUUUGGAGGAGCUUACAGCUGUGCCUUUUGUCAACGGUGUGCUUUUCUGCAAGAUCCGACUGAUGGAUGGUGGGGACUUUGCCAUUUUAUCAUCCAGGGAGGAGGUGCAGCAAAACUGUGUUCGCUGGAGGAAGAAGUUUUCCUUUGUGUGUAAAAUGAGUGCCAGUUCAAUUACUGGAGUUCUGGAUCCCUGCAUCUGUAGGGUUUCUGUGCGCAAGGAGCUCAAAGGCGGAAAGGCCUUCUCAAAGUUAGGCUUUGCUGAUCUCAAUAUUGCAGAGUUUGCUGGUUCGGGCUCCACAGUCCGCUGCUGCAUCCUGGAGGGCUAUGACACCAAAAACACUCGUCAGGACAACUCUAUCCUCAAGGUAACAAUUGGGAUGACACUUUUAUCAGGAGAUCCCUGCUUUAAAACACCUCCAAGCACUGCUAAAUCCAUCUGCAUCGGGUGCCAAGAUCCCUCCCUGCAGCUGGACUGCAAGGGUGAGAGCACUGAUGCCCAAUUCCAGCCACCAGGGGGCAUUAUUGCAGGAGCUCGUCCCCUGAAACCUCGGCAGCCCUCACUGCUCAGCUCAGGACUGCCUGAGGAGGGAGAGCAGACUGUUUCCAGCCCAGACGAGGUCUUUCAUAUCGGUCAUUUCCGUAACUCCAGCUAUGCCAGCCAGCACAGCAAGAUAUCAGGCUACAGCACAGAGCACUCUCGCUCCUCCAGCCUGACAGACCUCAGCCAUCAUCGUAACACCUCCUCCAGCAGUAGUGUCUCAUGUGGGGUUUUCCACCCAACUCAACCUUCUCCCUCCACUCCCACUGAGUCACACAGAGAGGCAACUCCCACAAAACCAGAGAGACCUCCACUACCCUCUCAGUCAGUCCUGCUGUCCAAAAGACCUUCCAGGAGGAAGAAGGACACUGUGGAGAGACAGCCCAGCUGUGUGGACGACACUCGUAUCGAUGCUGAUGACAUCGUGGAGAAAAUUGUCCAGAGCCAGAACUUUGCUGAUGUCAGCAACAAUGAAGACAGUAACUUGAGACUGUUUAUCAGCCGGGAUGGGACCACCGCCCUCAGUGGAACACAGCUGGGCACCAGAGUGACGGCUGGCGUCUUUGAACCGGUGGUCAUUGAGACCCACUGAAGGACACACUGACGACCCAUCUGGGCUGUUCAGCUGCUUCACCGUUUCUGUGACUUCUGUGACUCUCUAUGUACAUGUAUGUGCAUACCCGUCUUGAGUUCACUCCACUUGAUAUGUGACUACUAUAAUACUGAUAUUGAACAUUAUUAGAAUAUUUAAUCAGGUGGUGGGAGGUGUAGAACAUAUGAUUAAUCUAUUAAUCAAGAGAAACUUCUUAAUCCUGAAACUGAUCAGAUCAAGUGUGCAAACUACUUGCCACCUACAGCACUGAAUCAUUAACAGAAGAAGCAAAAACAUUUUUAACAGUGAAUGUGAAAACAACAAGAAUUAUACAUCCUAAAUGCAUCACCGAUCGAAAAUCCAGUACCCAGUAAAUCAUUUUCUAGCCAAACAUUUUACAUUACUUCUUGGAUCCCUUGAAACCUUGAAAAUUCUGAUAGAUAAUAAUUCCCCCACUGGUGUUGUAUUUCCUCUGUGAUGUAGGCUCGUGAAUUUGUAUCGCUCUGUUUAUCAGAGACAAGCCAGCAGGUGGUGUUGGACCGUAGUGUAGCACCGUCAUGACUGUGAGUGUCUUCAGCCGGUAUUACCAGACUUUACAAAGUGUCUACUUACAUACGUCGUCCAACACGCGUUCAAAGAAGGCACGUGGCGCCAAAACAUCUGUGUUUAUGUCUCACGUCUCCCUUGGGCAAGUAACGUAACAGAAACAUGAAGUUCAGUAAUGCGUACAUGAAUUUCAUCUGAAGAGAGACAGAUUUUGUGAGUGCAAGCCUUUCCUCGUCAGUACUUGGAGAAUUUACAAAUCAUGGUAAUCCCAUUUACUGGAUGUAACUGUCAUUACGAGGAAGAGAGAUGACUGAAAAAGAAGAAAUGAGUGUAGGACUAUACAUCACAACUAAAAUUCACAGAUUUGCCUCUGGAUCUAGACUACUGUGACUUGAUGAACUGUUUUGUCUUUACAGCUAUAGGUACUGUCCACUUUCCCUUAUUAGCUAUUAAGCAAGUCAUCUGUUAACAAGUGCUAACUAACGAGCUAACGAUAUUUAAAUACAAAAACAAUCAGCUAGGUCACUGAUAAAGUGUUGUCUGAAGGAAUAAUACGAAUCAGUCACUGCUAUUUGUGACUUUUGAGUCAUAAAUUUAGAAACACAAUCAUCUUUUCUCAGCCACUGUUGCCAAGAGCAGUGGACCUCCAAAGUGGCCGCCAGAUGUUCCAUCUCCUGAAAGCUUUUUAUUUGGGAAAAAUUGUUGUUUUUAACAACAGGCCACAACACUGAUUGUGAAAUGGAGUUAACAGUUUAAAGAUGUUGUAAAAGUUAGCUGGCUAAUUUAUUUGGCAUCACCAUGGUAAUGGACCAUGACGCCAGACUCACUCCCUCCAGAACUUAUUGAACUUGUUAGCGUGCUGCAGAUGGUGCUGCUAACCAGCAGGUUACUGGAGCCCCCAGCCAGUAUCCAGCACUCAGUAACAAUGAGAGGAAAAUGGCACCACUACUGUCCUACAUAACAACUGGGGGAGAGUGAAAUCAUAUAAAAACAUUUCAAAAUGGGUGAAGUACCUCUUAACGGGUUGGUGAAUACUGAUCUUGUAUGUGUUGGCAUCUCAGUGUCACCGUAUCGAUGUCAAUCUCACAGCUGUCCCAGCACAAAGCUCCUGUUGUACCAUGACGUACAAUAGAGCUGUUUAUACAAUAGACCCUCGCCCACAUAGAUGUCUUUGUGUCUUUGUGUGUGUGUGUGUGUGUGUGUGUGUGUGUGUGUGUGUGUGUGUGUGUGUGUGUGCGUGUGCCACAUCUGGGCGAGUGAGUGUGCCUCCAAGAGAUUUACUAAAUGCAUGCGGGUCAUGCAUGCUUGCUUCAUGUGAAAGCAUGGACAUCCGUGUGGAGAACAUGCCUGUAACCUUUACAGUAAUGCUACUUCCACAUUUAAAAUAAGUGAGUCUUGUGUCCCAUUCACCCUGCAGAUUGUUUGGUUAGCUGGUUUAAGCAGUAUCAUGCACAUUUGUUCGCCAUAGUCCCACCUAUCCAGGGAAUAAGCUUCAGAUCCACUGACAUGCAGGUACAUGUUAUGAUGCUGUUGUUUAGUAAGCUGCUCACUCCUUUUCAUAGUUUUCAUUUUUUAGUUUCAUUUUUCUAUUUUCAUUGAGUCCCUCUGCUGAACUUUUAAACUUCUUGUGCUAUUUUUGAAAAUGACCACUGCCUUUUUCUUAGUUUCUUGGAAGAAAUUGCUUAUUCUCAUUAUCUCUUAAAAAAAAUCUUUAUUUAUCACUAAUAAUGGUUAUAAUGGCAAAUCUUAUAUUUACUCGAAUUAACAGACCAGCUGGCUGGUUUACAUUGUUGUACAGAAACAUGUGUGGGAAAACUAUAUUGUAUGGUUAGAUGGGACACAAAGUCUAAACGCUGAGGAUUUUUAGUGACAAGCAUGAUUAUUAGAGAAUACACUAAAGGGAAUGUUUGUGUUGGUGACUCCUACUGUUUUGAACAGGGAACUUACGUUAUCAUAGGUAGAUAGAUAAAUAGAUAGAUAGAUAGACAGAUUGGAUCAAUAAAAUACAUCAAUCUAUCUCUAUCUCUCUCUAAUUUUUUAUGUUGGUUGUUUUCCUUCAUACUUGACCAUGUGUAACCUGUGACCUUUUUAACUAAAUGUAUACAUGUGAGCUGUUGUUACGUCGUAAGGUGAGAGGUUUCUCCUGAUAUGUUGAAAUUUAAUCAUUAGCUCAUUAGGUUUGGAUUGUACUGUGUCUCAGUACUUGCUGUGAUUUCAUUCGGAUAGGAAGGACACCUUGUAAACUUCUGAAAUAAUUAAACUGAACUUGUCAGACAGGACUGAGUUACCACAAUUAUUAGAAACUGAAAACCUUGGAAAAUCUCAGAAUGCAUGUAAAACACUGCUUCAUUGGUUUACCCUGUGGUAUAUAUGAGCAUGAACAUAUUUAAAAUAAGAUUUUUAUUAAAACUUUGAACGGCCAAAGGCUUAAUGUUGAAAUUUUGAGUAUAUCUGCUUAUUUUACUGAGAGCUUGACGUGUCAACAGAAAAUCCCUCUAUAUAUUUAUUUUCCUAACUAUUGUAACUUAAAAUGCCAAUAUGUUUUGCUCUAGUGUCUCUAAACAUUGAAAAUGUGUGCAAACUUUGUACAGCAUCAAAAUACAUGAUAAGCUGUCACAUAUUGUCAGUGCUUAUAUGAAAAGGCCGUAUAAUAAAUUAAG